GCCGAGCGCGGCUCGGACGACGGGCGGCCCAGCUUCGGCGGCAAGCGCUCCAGGGACUACUCGGCCCCCGUGAACUUCAUCAGCGCCGGGCUGAAGAAGUCGGCAGCCGAGGAGAUGUCGGAGGAAGACUCCGACGAGGACGAGAAGCCCGCGAAGCAGGAGGAGGCCCCCAAGGAGUUCGUGCCGAAGAAGUUAAAAACGGGGGGUAAUUUCAAGCCCAGUCAGAAAGGCUUUGUAGGGGGCACCAAGUCUUUCAUGGAUUUUGGAAGCUGGGAGAGACACACGAAGGGAAUUGGGCAGAAGCUCCUCCAGAAGAUGGGUUACGUCCCCGGAAGAGGCCUUGGGAAGAACGCACAAGGGAUUAUCAAUCCAAUUGAGGCCAAGCAAAGAAAAGGCAAAGGAGCCGUGGGGGCCUACGGCUCCGAGAGAACCGCCCAGUCCCUGCAAGACUUCCCCGUCGUGGACUCGGAAGAAGAGGCUGAAGAGGAAUUUCAAAAAGAGCUCAGUCAGUGGAGGAAGGAUCCUAAUGGAGGAAAGAAAAAACCCAAAUACAACUAUAAGACAGUAGAAGAAUUGAAAGCCAGGGGUAGGAUCAGCAAACAGCUCUCAGCACCUCAAAAGGAGCUGUCUCAGGUCAAGGUUAUAGAUAUGACAGGCCGUGAACAGAAAGUGUAUUACAGCUACAGUCAAAUUAGCCACAAGCACAAUAUUCCAGAUGACAGCCCUCAGCAGCCACUGGGCAAAGACUUGAAGCCCCAAGGAUUUGCCUUGCCCGAGCUGGAGCACAACCUGCAGCUCCUCAUUGACAUCACGGAGCAGGAGAUCAUCCAGAACGACCGGCAGCUGCAGUACGAGAGAGACAUGGUUGUCAACCUGACCCACGAGAUACAGAAGAUGUCUGAAGUCCUUUCCCAUGAGGAGAGGGCAAUUAACAAUCUCAGCAAAGUCCUGGAGAUGGUGGAGGAGUGCGAGAGACGGAUGCAGCCCAGUUGUGAAAAUCCCCUGACCCUGGAUGAGUGUGCAAAGAUUUUUGAGACGCUCCAGGACAAGUACUAUGAAGAGUACCGGAUGUCUGAUAGGGUGGACUUGGCAGUAGCAAUAGUUUAUCCUCUCAUGAAAGAUUACUUCAAGAACUGGGAUCCCCUCAAGGACUGUACAUAUGGCACAGAGAUUAUAGCCAAGUGGAAGAGCCUUUUGGAGAACGAUCAGCUGUUGUCACACAGCGGGCAGGAUCUUUCAACAGAUGCUUUUCACAGACUCAUGUGGGAAAUCUGGAUGCCGUAUGUCAGAAACAUAGUGACACAGUGGCAACCUAGGAACUGUGGAUCGAUGGUGGACUUCCUGGACAGCUGGGUGCACGUUGUUCCUGUGUGGAUACUGGAUAACAUUCUGGAUCAGCUCAUCUUCCCCAAGCUACAGAAAGAGGUUGAAAGCUGGAAUCCUUUGACAGACACAGUCCCAAUCCACUCUUGGAUUCACCCCUGGCUCCCCCUGAUGCAGGCGCGAUUGGAACCUCUCUAUUCUCCCAUCCGCAACAAGCUGGCGAACGCGCUGCAGAAGUGGCAUCCCAGCGACUCCUCAGCCAAGCUCAUCCUGCAGCCCUGGAAGGAUGUCUUCACACCAGGGUCGUGGGAGGCUUUCAUGGUCAAAAACAUCGUGCCGAAGCUAGGGAUGUGUUUGAAUGAGCUCAUCAUAAACCCCCACCAGCAGCACAUGGAUGCCUUCUACUGGGUCAUCGACUGGGAGGGAAUGAUUUCUGUCUCCAGCCUUGUUGGGCUGCUGGAGAAGCACUUCUUCCCUAAGUGGCUGCAGGUGCUCUGCUCUUGGCUUAGUAACAGCCCCAAUUACGAAGAGAUCACAAAGUGGUACCUGGGUUGGAAAUCCAUGUUCUCAGACCAGGUGUUGGCGCAUCCCUCGAUCAAAGACAAAUUUAAUGAAGCUCUUGAUAUCAUGAACCGGGCUGUCUCUUCUAGUGUUGGCGGCUACAUGCAGCCGGGCGCGCGGGAGAACAUCGCCUACCUGACGCACACGGAGCGCCGCAAGGACUUCCAGUACGAGGCCAUGCAGGAGCGGCGGGAGGCCGAGAACAUGGCGCAGCGCGGCAUCGGCGCCGCCGCCAGCUCCGUGCCCAUGAACUUCAAGGACCUCAUUCAGACCAAGGCGGAGGAGCACAACAUUGUUUUCAUGCCUGUGAUUGGGAAGCGGCACGAAGGGAAGCAGCUCUAUACGUUUGGACGGAUUGUGAUUUACAUUGACAGAGGAGUUGUAUUUGUACAGGGAGAAAAGACUUGGGUGCCAACCUCCCUCCAGAGUCUCAUUGAUAUGGCUAAAUAAGGGCCCUGCUUUGAACUGUGAAGGUUAUCUUGUUUUAAUGUAACUCUCUUAGAAUAAAGAAGUUACAAAUUUGUAAAUAGAUGAAA
Messenger RNA from Tinamus guttatus (white-throated tinamou), 2420 nucleotides. RefSeq names its product tuftelin interacting protein 11 (gene TFIP11). Lineage: Eukaryota; Metazoa; Chordata; Aves; Tinamiformes; Tinamidae. Gene Ontology annotation, cellular component: U2-type post-mRNA release spliceosomal complex. The record is from RefSeq and is a predicted model, not a curated record. Gene Ontology annotation, biological process: spliceosomal complex disassembly. Gene Ontology annotation, molecular function: nucleic acid binding.